Messenger RNA from Strongylocentrotus purpuratus (purple sea urchin), 1399 nucleotides. RefSeq names its product alkaline serine protease ver112. NCBI's taxonomy places the organism in Eukaryota, Metazoa, Echinodermata, Echinoidea, Camarodonta, Strongylocentrotidae. The record is from RefSeq and is a predicted model, not a curated record. The transcript has 10 exons. Gene Ontology annotation, biological process: proteolysis. The coding region runs from base 124 to 1074 and encodes 316 amino acids. Gene Ontology annotation, molecular function: serine-type endopeptidase activity.
CUUUAAGUAGAGAUCGUUUCUCCAAGCCUAUCACCAGAUCUGAUCAGUGCCCAACUAGAUCAUCACUCUGAGGACCUUCCGAAGCUCUCUUCAAGAUCAUCAUAAGCCACCAAAACGGUCAAUAUGCGUGCUUUUCUAACACUUCUUUUGGUGGCUGUUGCCCAUGCCGAGUUGGCUCCGUUAGUGGAGAACGUCGAGCCCAUCCCAGGGAAGUAUAUCAUCAAACUUAAGGAUGAAAUCAAUGUGGACGAGAUGACCGCGACCGUUCGUCUAUCUGGGGGCCAUGUUCGUCAUAUCUUCAGACACGUUAUCAAUGCUUUCUCCGCCGAAUUAUCCGACCGUGUCCUCGAUAUCGUCCGCGGUCUACCCGGUGUGGAGUACGUUGAGCAGGACGGUGUUUCCCGUGUUCAAGCAGAAGCCAAGAUUGGUGACUUCUCCUGGGGCAUUGACCGUAUAGAUCACGGCACUCCUAAAUCAUUCGACGACGCUUAUACACCACAUAUAUCAGGAGGAGGAAGGGGCGCCACCGUGUGGGUGCUCGAUACGGGUGUCAGAAGUACCCACGAACAGUUUAAAGGAACAGCGGGAUCUAGAGCUAAGAUUGUGGCGAACUUUGUUGACUCGAGAGACGAAGAUUGCAAUGGACACGGAACUCAUUGUUGUGGAACUAUCGGAGGUACUACGCUUGGUGUGGCUAAUCAAGUCACUGUAAAUGCAGUGAAGGUUAUGAAUUGUAAUGGAAUUGGCUCCUCCGCAAGUAUCAUGGCAGGACUUGACUAUGUGGCGAAGUACGCUAAUAGCAGGAUGGAUGUUGUAUCAAUGUCCAUCGGAGGAGGUGCGUCACCCACUCAGGACCAAGCCGUUGAGGCACUUAUCGCAGAUGGAGUUCCAGUCGCCGCGGCUGCCGGUAAUUCCAACCAGGAUGCUUGCUACUAUUCUCCAGCUCGAGUUCCAACUGCAAUCACCGUAGGAGCAACAAACGAACGUGACAAACGUGCCCCUACUCCAACUAUGGAAGCUGCUUGGACAUCUUUGCUCCUGGAUCCAACAUCAGGUCCGCAGCAAGUUAACUGACUCCACAACUAUGGUCAUGAGUGGGACCUCGAUGGCUUGCCCUCACGUCGCUGGUGCAAUAGCCCUCUACGGGACGGAGUCUAGAACGACGAAGGAGGGCGCGAAAGAGAUGAUGACUAAAACUACCAAACGUGCUAUCGAUGAUGUCGCUGGCUCUCCUAACGAACUACUCUAUGUCUAGAAUAUAGAAACUGAUAUCCGGGAACAGAGAAGAGGACAUUACAUGCAGACUCCGGAAAAAAUACCAUCAUGAAGUAAUUUACAUUUCAAUUAUAUGAAACAAAUUUGAAUUUAAUCUAUAUGACAUGCCGAUAGCCUACAUGGA